Messenger RNA from Sebastes umbrosus (honeycomb rockfish), 2751 nucleotides. RefSeq names its product Rho GTPase activating protein 18 (gene arhgap18). Gene Ontology annotation, cellular component: cytoplasm. Bases 299 to 2440 code for a protein of 713 amino acids. NCBI's taxonomy places the organism in Eukaryota, Metazoa, Chordata, Actinopteri, Perciformes, Sebastidae. Gene Ontology annotation, biological process: regulation of actin filament polymerization; regulation of small GTPase mediated signal transduction; signal transduction. The transcript is spliced from 18 exons. Gene Ontology annotation, molecular function: GTPase activator activity. The record is from RefSeq and is a predicted model, not a curated record.
GGCGCCACACCACCUAUGAAACGUUUCUCCUGUGGUUUCAGCCAAUCCCUGCUCUGUGUUGUAUCUGUAAUCCAGCCCCUGUGUCCUGCCUCACAAACACACACACAAGUUGUAGAGAAAGACGAGAAGAAGUAGAGGGAGAAGGAGGAGGAGAGUUUGAUGUCAGCAUGAGUCGGCAGCAUAACAGCCCAGCUGUGGUAGACAGAUAGAGAUAGACAGAUAGAGAAAUAGGUGAAUAGAGAGACUAUCAAUUAGUGAGUGAAGAAGAAGAAAGAAGGAAAAGAAAAGGAGGAGAAACAUGAGUCGGCAGCAGCAGCAGCAGUCCCAGGGAGUGGUUUUAACGGGUUACCACAGCAACGCGGAACUACAGCCCAAAACUGGACCGCGUGCCUCCAGCUGUGCGUCAGCCCAGGACCACGAGCCCCCCGUGCCCAGCCGCAGAACCGGCCACUACACUGUUCAGCAGAACCAGAACACGCAGCAUGGAGACAGAUCUGGGCCUUCCUCUCCCAUCAGCGGUACCAAACCCACCGGCACUGACUCACCGUCGCUACUCAUCCCAAGCGCUGGCGCUUGGCCCAGGUCUCCGGCCUCCUCCAGCCCUAAGCUAGGCUCCAGCCCUAGACUCAGUCCCAGGUCUAGGUCCAGACUGCGGCCACAAUGCCAUCGCAGCAACUCUCAGGACUCUCUGGACGAGCUGGAGAUGGACGACUACUGGAAGGAGGUGGAGAAUAUUACCCGCUCAGGAGGAGAAGAAGCAGCGGGGAGGGGAGAAGGUGGAGGAGAAGGGGAAGUGCAAGAGGAGGAGCAGCAGAAAAUUCCUGAGGAAGGCGAACAGGAGGAGGCGUGGCUUACAGAGGCGGGGCUAGCACGGCUGUUUGAUGAUUCACUGGCAGCUGACGGGGAUCAGGAAGAAGACAGCGCGGUGUUCCUGUCCACGCUGACCAGGUCUCAGGCGGCGGCGGUCGAACGUCGUGUGACAUCGCUACAGCAGACGUUGUUACGCCGACGCAACCGGCAACAUGUUCCUGAUGUUAGGGAUAUAUUCAGACCUCCUGAAAAGGAUGAGGAGCCCAGUAAACCUAAAGGAGGAAGUGAGAACGGACAAAAAGAUGUCACUUCGGCUGCAGAAACGGAGACCGAGCUCAAUGUUGAAGUGGCGUUUUCAGAGCAGGCGCUCACUUACAGGGACAACCACCAAAGGUCAAAGGUCAUAAUGAGCCCGAACUCACCUGACGACAAACUACCGAACUUCAAGCUGCUCCGAGAUAAAACAGGUCAGACCAGAAUAGGAGAUCUGUCUCCUCUGGAUAUGAAAAAGGUGCGAAGACUGGUGCUUGUGGAGUCGACAGCUCUGUUUGACACUGCUGGGAUCGACCUGAAGGCAUACAAAGCUGUCAAAGUAAAGAGUAAAGAAAGUGGUCUAUUUGGUGUUCCCCUUGCCACUUUAUUGGAUCAGGACCAGAGGCGGGCUUCUGGGACCAAAGUGCCAUUCAUACUGCAGAGGCUUAUUAGUCAUAUUGAGGAGGAGGGAUUGAAUACAGAGGGGCUGCUACGGAUCCCUGGAGCGGCCACCAGAGUCAAGUCACUGUGCCAGGAUCUCGAGUCCUCUUUCUAUGACGGGGUGUUUCCUUGGCAUCAGUUGAAGCAGCACGAUGCUGCUAGUCUUUUGAAGAUGUUCAUCAGGGAGUUGCCCCAUCCGCUGCUGACUGUGGAGUACCUCAACGCAUUUAUCGCUGUCAACAAGCUCCCCACAAAGAAGCAGCAGCUGCAGGCUUUGAACCUGCUGGUCCUUUUGUUACCUGAAGCCAAUCGGGACACUUUGAAGGCACUUGCAGAGUUUUUCCAGCGUGUGAUCGACCACCAGGCCAAGAAUAAAAUGACCCUCAACAAUGUCUCCGUUGUCAUGGCACCCAACAUCUUCAUGUUCAAAGGCUUCCGCUCCAAGGUUACAGAGCAACAGGAGUUCUCCAUGGCAACCAGCACGGCCAACAUCGUCCGGCUGCUGAUUCGAUACCAGAAUCUUCUCUGGACAAUCCCCAAGUUCAUUAUGACGCAGGUCAGACAUCAAAACACUGAAAGCCAUCGGAAACAAAAUAAAGAGAGAGCUGUGAGGAAGCUGCUGAAGAAGAUAACCACUGACAAACCAUCAGAUAAAGCUAUCCCUGAGGAGAGCUCGCAGGGAUUCAUUCGAGUUCAAGCACCACAGUUCAGUAAAGUGUCCAUGGCCGUUCAGCUUACUGGAGAGCUGCAGGCUGCUGAUGUGUUGACACGCUUCCUCAGCCAGGACAGUUACGCGGCAGUGAAACGAGAAGAGCUGUGUCUCUAUGAGAUUGGUGGAAACAUCAAGGAGAGAUGUCUAGAUGGGGAAACGUACAUGAAAGACCUCAUCCAGCUGAACCCUACAGCCGAAUGGGUCAUCAAAGCUGUGCAGCGAUAAACUCCUUCCUACCAUCCUGCUGUGCUGGAUAACAGACUGCUCCGAUCUGCCACUGUGUACUAUACUGAGAGGAGACGUCACCUGGUUCUCUGUGGUUGCUGCUGGUUCUGGAUGGACCAUUUGCUUGUAGCAAUGAUUUUUGAACACAGGUGGUUUCACACAAAUGGUUUGUCCUGAAAACUGCCCAAAAAAAAUACAAGUAGUCCAAUGACAGUUUCAAAGAGGACCUAUUAUGCUUUUCUGCUUUUUUCCUCUUUCCUUUACUGUGUUAUAUAUAUAUAUAUUUUAUGCAAAUAAAAGGUCUGCAAAGU